Molecule: messenger RNA, 4968 nt
Organism: Saccostrea echinata
Lineage: Eukaryota; Metazoa; Mollusca; Bivalvia; Ostreida; Ostreidae
Product: protein mono-ADP-ribosyltransferase PARP14-like
Exons: 15
Coding region: 1-4968 (1655 amino acids)
Biological process (GO): negative regulation of gene expression
Cellular component (GO): nucleus; cytoplasm
Molecular function (GO): transcription corepressor activity; RNA binding
Source: RefSeq, a predicted model, not a curated record
AUGGAAGCAUCACCAGUUGUAAAACGUGUUCUACAGAAACACGAGAGCACACCUCUGAUGAUGAACAAGCAGCAAAUAGAGGUGGAGGAAUAUCAUCCUCCUCAAGAAGACAGUGACGGAAUAUCUGAAGGACUGAAUGAGAAAAGGACAAUUAAAGUAACAAAGCUACCCACAGGGAUCUCAGAGGAACAAAUAGCUCUUUUCUUUGAAAAUUACAAGAAGAGUGGUGGUGGAGAAGUGGAAAAAGUGGAGUAUGAUGAGAAUACAAACACUGCUAUUGUUUGGUUUGAAGAGGCUCAAGUUGUAAAAAGUGUUCUACAGAAACACGAGAGCACACCGCUGAUGAUGAACAAGCAGCAAAUAGAGGUGGAGGAAUAUCAUCCUCCUCAAGAAGACAGUGACGGAAUAUCUGAAGGACUGAAUGAGAAAAGGACAAUUAAAGUAACAAAGCUACCCACAGGGAUCUCAGAGGAACAAAUAGCUCUUUUCUUUGAAAAUUACAAGAAGAGUGGUGGUGGAGAAGUGGAAAAAGUGGAGUAUGAUGAGAAUACAAACACUGCUAUUGUUUGGUUUGAAGAUGCUCAAGUUGUAGCAAGUGUUCUACAGAAACAAGAGAGCUCAACACUGACAAUGAACAAACAAAAAAUAGAUGUGGAGGAAUAUCAUCCUCCUCAAGAAGACAGUGAUAGAAAAUUUGAAGGACUGGAUGAGGGAAGGACAAUAAAAGUAACAAAGCUACCCACAGGGAUCUCAGAGGAACAAAUAGCUCUUUUCUUUGAAAAUUACAAGAAGAGUGGUGGUGGAGAAGUGGAAAAAGUGGAGUAUGAUGAGGAUAUAGACACUGCUAUUGUUUGGUUUGAAGAUGCUCAAGUUGUAACAAGUGUGCUACAGAAGCACGCAGGCACACCACUGACGAUAAACAAACAGAAAAUAGAUGUAGAAGAAUAUCAUCCUUGUAAAGAGGAGGUGGAAAACAGCUCAGAAGUGGAACAGUAUCAGGGAGGGGCUAUCAAAAUAACAAAAUUACCUCCAGGGACUUCAGAAGAACAAAUACUUCUAUUUUUUGAAAAUCGUAAAAUGAGUGGAGGUGGAGAAGUGGUUAAAGUGGAGUAUAAUAAAAAUACAGACAGUGCUAUUGUUUGGUUUGAAGAUGCUGACGUUGUAUCACGUGUCCUCCAAAGAAUUCCACUUUUGUUCAAUAAAAAACAAAUCUAUGUGGAAGAGGUACGUUUGGAUGGGAAGAGUGUAGAAAAAGAAGCAGAAGAGGAUACUUUGGGUCCCUUGUGUACCAUUGAGGUAAGGGGUAUGAAGGAAACAACGUCAAGAGAGAACAUAGAACUGUACUUUGACAACAAGAAAAAAUCAGGAGGUGGAGGCGUGGAAGACGUCAAAGGUGAAGUGGAAGAUGGAGUCCUUUAUAUAACUUUUGAAAAUGAGAAAAAUGUUGAAGAAGUUAUGAAACAGGAACAUAAAGUUGAUGGAGUUAUUUUGGACGUCAAGAUUUACCAUCCUCCAAAGCCGAUACCAGUUUAUCCAGACAGAGUACUCAUCACAGGUUUCAAAACAGGAACAACAAAGGACGGACUUACAAAUUUUUUGGAGGCCAGAACUGGAGAAGAUGUCAAAGAAGUAGUUUUUGAUCAAGAACAGGAAAUGGCAAUAAUCAUUUUUCAGGAAAUAAAAGAUUUUCUGAAACUUGAGGAAAUAUGUCAAAAGAAACCUCUAGAAAAACACUUUUUGAGUGUGAAAAAAGUUUCCAUUUCUAACUGCAUAAUUGUGACUGGAUUCGCUGAGAACACAGCAGAGAGCACAAUAGAAUUCUACUUUGACAAUGAGAGACGAAGUGGUGGAGGUGUAGUUACGGAAGUCAAAAUCAACAAAGAUGAUGACACUUGUUUGGUGUAUUUUGAAGAUCACACAGUGUGUGACAGGGUUUGUCAGAAAGGCCAUAUGCUAGAAAAUAUGAAGCUGACGGUACAUACAUUUUAUGAGUGUCUUGGGCCACCAUUUAACCCUGAGGAAGGACCAAAGUUUAGGCCAGUUGAACCAUUGGUUGUAAAAAACCUUAACUUAAGAAAGAUGAAAUUUGUCCUAAGUUCGGAGGAGUACAGAAAAGUCUUUGAUAAGCAGGCAGAAUCAAACCAUGGCAAAAUAAAAUGGCCAAGCAAAGCAGCCACAGAAUUAACUGUGGAAUGCACUUUAAGUAAAGAAGUAAAAGAUUGCCGGAAAUUGGCAAAAACAUGGAAAGAUCACAUGGUGGAUGUCAUAAAGAAGUUGCUAGAGGUUCUACAUGUUGAAGCCGUAAACGUCUUGCAGGAAGCUUGGCAGAAAAGCCUAGAAGAAAUUCAAAAACUGAAUGUUCCUGAUCCCAGGAAAGUAGGAAUUAUAACAGAAAAAAGCAAUUUUACAAUUGUUAUAGUGGGGUAUGAAAAAUUGUUUGAGGGUGUAAAGAGCGAGGUUAGACUAACCAUAUCUAAAGUGGUAGAUGAGAUUCAGCUAAAGAAAAAACUAGUGAAAGAAAGAGUACCGUUGAAGCGCUAUCAGCUUCUGCUACUUAGCAAUGACAAUUUUACAGAAGCUACAGAAAAAGAAUUCCCAAAUAUGAAAGUUACUCUAGAUAUUCAGGACAAAAGUGUUACCUUUGAUGGUCUAUAUUCAGAUGUUAGCAAAGCAAAACUAUCAGUACUUGAGAAAUGUCAACAGAUGUGCCAGGCUUCUGCUGGAAAAUUUUCAAAAAACAGGCAAGAGUUUUUAAGUAGGAACGAGGUUUACGCGAGAAUUUCAAAGGAGCUGAAAAAUAAGAAAAAUUUGAGCUGUUUUGAAUUCCAAAAAGACGAAUUGAUGUUUUAUGCCUUUUCCGAUGACAAAGCCGUUGAAGCAGCACACCUGGUGAAGAAUUAUAUUGCAGAAUCCCCCAUUGAUGUUCAAACAGACUCUGUCUAUCUCUUAAAUUCAGAAAAAUGGAAGAAACAAGUGAAAAAGUUAGAAAGUUCCCAAGAUUUUGAAGGUCUUCUCCAGAUAAUCACAGAAGCUGACCAAAGAAAAAUAGUUAUUGUUACAGUGAGCGAAUACGUGGGUCUCGCAAGAGAAUUUGUAGAGGACUUCCUUCGUGACAAUACUAUAAUUAGCGAUACAAUGGACAUUCCUCCAAGUCUUUCUAAAUUUAUGGAACUCCACCACGCAGGCAAACUUGAACAGAUUUCUGAAAGCUUGAAAGAACAGCAAGUCCGAAUAAAGAAGAAUAAUAACAAAAUCGAUAUUGAGGGGACUCAAAAGGGGCUCAAUCGAGCUAAGAAAAAUAUUGAGGAUUUUUUGAAGGGGAUCCAAUGGAAAAAACAAAAAUUGGAGAGGCCAGGAAUUGCCAAACACUUAAAAAGUUCAUCAGGCAAAAGCAAAAUCUCUGAGGUCCAAAAGAAUCACAAAUGCUACAUUCAAAUUGGCGAGGACGGAUCUACAGAUUUGUCGAAUUUUUGGACCGCCACCUCUAAUUCAAAACAGAAACAAGAUUCAAAUAAAAGAAUGACUGGAUAUUUGACUAAAGAAGGUGUCAGUAUUAAAGUUCAUUCUGGUGACUUGACUGCUCUUCCUGUCGACGUGAUUGUUAAUGCUGCUAACUCAGAACUUUAUCAUCAGGGGGGACUAGCGGGGGUCAUUGUUACAAAAGGUGGUAAUGAAAUUCAAAUAGAAUGUUCAGACUAUGUGAGAAGGAAAGGAAAGCUUUUUGAGGGAGACACUUUCUGCUCAAAGGCAGGACAACUGUCCUGUAAAAUGAUCGUCCAUGCUUGUGGUCCGACUUGGAGAGGUGGAAUGAAUCAAGAGAGUGAACGCCUGACAGACUGUGUUGAAUCGGCAUUGACAGAAACAGAAAAAAUGGGUUACAACUCGAUUGCAAUACCUGGUUUAUGCACUGGCAUAUUUGGCUACCCUGUUAACCAAGCCACUUCUGUCAUUGUCAAAGCAAUGAAAUCAUACUUAAAAAACAGAAAGGGAUCCACCAUUGAAGAAAUAAUUUUGUGUGACGUGCGGGAAGAAACUGUUAAAUAUUUCAACGAGGCAGUGAAGCAAGAGUUUAAGGGGAAGAUUCAAAAUGUGGGUGACAGCGCGCACGCACACUUUCAAGACGGACAAACUCAAUCACAUGAUACCGAAUUUAAAACAGGAGGCAUACGUGUCAAAUUAGUGAAAGGUCAAAUGGCUCAAAGAAAGGUGGAUAUUAUCGUUAAUACAGCAGCAAAAGAUUUAAAUCUGAGCCAAGGAGCAGUGUCGGCCUCCCUCCUUAACCUGGGAGGCAUUGAUAUUCAGCGCGAGUGUCAUUCCAAAUACCCCCAUGGCAUCGAGUUCGGAGACAUUGCAGUCACCAGUGGUGGAAAAUUGAACUGCAAGAAUAUAUUUCACGGGGCUCUUCAAAACUGGGACAAAGAGAAAGGAGUUGCGAAAACGGGGCUGCAGAAAUUCAUGAAGACCUGUUUAACAGAGGUGCAGAAUAUGAAGUUCUCCAGUAUUGCUUUCCCUGCCUUUGGAACUGGUAACCUUGGUUACCCAAAAGAUAUAGUGGCAGACGAAAUGUGCAACGCAGUUGUCAACUUCUCUAAGGACAAUCCAGAUACUUGUCUGAAAAAUGUGGAAUUUGUUAUUUACGAGAAAGAUAAAGUUUCCAUUCAGAUUUUUGAAAAAGAAAUGAGUAGUAGGGCCAAGGAAGUUAUACAAGUAAAGAUUAAGACCCAAAGAAAACGACAUGGAGGUGAGCAUGUUGGGAAGACUUUUGGUUCUGACAGUCAAAAGGAGGUAUCUGUAGAUUUCGGUCCUAUCAAACUACGCAUGUACCAAGGGGAUAUAACGCUGGCUGAUGUGGAUGCCAUCGUGAAUGGCACUGAUAGUGAAAUGGAUCUCAGUAAAGGAGAAGUGUCUAGAACAAUCAUGUCCAAAUUAGGAGUAGAGCUGCAAAGGCAGAUAGACAUUCAAAGUUAG